AUGACAUGGAGCAAAGAGGGGAAUUACCCGCCCUCCGUCCAGACGUCCGUGCACGUUAUGACCAUGUCCCUGCAGGGCCUGGCUGCCACUGAAGAUGCCACGGUGUCUGUGAGGGAGGUGGACAUGAGCACAACUGAUGAGGUUCUGAAGCAUCAGUCGGGCUCCAGCAGGCAGCCCGUGCUCAGUCCAAAGUUCUGUCCCGGAGUGAACAACAGAGCGGGCUACCUGUGUGAAACGGGUCACUGCUGUGGAGAGACGGGCUGCUGCACGUAUUAUUAUGAACUCUGGUGGUUCUGGUUGUUGUGGACCCUGCUGAUCCUCUUCAGCUGUUUCUGUGCCUACUGGCACUGUCGGACCAAACUGAGGAUCCAGCAGCAGCAGAGACAGAGAGAAAUCAAUCUGAUUGCCUACGAUGGAGCCUCCACCUACCCUUCCUCCAUGCUGAACCUCAGUACGUUUACCUCCUUCAAGCUGCCCUCCUACGAGGAGGUGGUUGCGCAGCCCAGCACCCCUCCGCCGCCUUACAGCUCCAUCUUCCCCCUCCAGGGGGGUCCCACAGCGGGCCCCAGCUCCUGCUACCUUCACCACCAGCAGCAGCCAUGUCCCCCAUACCCGGGCCCAGGCCCUGGUCUGAGCGCUCUGACCUCCUCUCAGAGCUCUGAUAACUACACCAGCUGCUCCUGCGAGUCCUGCUCCCUCACCUCCCCCUCCACCGCCUCCUUCUCCAUCCAGGUGAUGGACGAGACGUUCAACAGCAGCCGGGUGUCCACACCCAGCGAGGCUAGACAGGAGAGGGACGAGGAAGAGGAGGACGGAAAAGACAACGACGAGGACCAUUUUCACCACCGGCGACUGACAGGUGACUCUGGCAUCGAAGUGUGCCGCAGUCGUGUCAGGAGUGGGGAUGAGGGAUGGCAGGAAGGACAUUCAGAGAAAGGUAGAAAUGAGGAAGGAGGCGGGGUGAACAUGAACGGCCCCGUGCGAUCCUGUCCCUCCGAUGACCGUGAGGAGCAACAUGGUGGGCUUUCUCCAACCGGCAGCAUCACCAAUAGGCCCAGAGAGUCCAUCCGUGGACCUGGAGGGUCCGUCCGUGAACCUGGAGGGUCCGUCCACGGGCCCAGAGAGGUUGUCCAUAGGCCUGGCGAGACCGUCAUCACCUUAAAGGUGUUGUAA
This is a messenger RNA of Nematolebias whitei (Rio pearlfish), 1173 nucleotides long. Its product is annotated as WW domain-binding protein 1-like. The record is from RefSeq and is a predicted model, not a curated record. NCBI's taxonomy places the organism in Eukaryota, Metazoa, Chordata, Actinopteri, Cyprinodontiformes, Rivulidae. The transcript has 8 exons. The coding region runs from base 1 to 1173 and encodes 390 amino acids.